This is a messenger RNA of Ornithorhynchus anatinus (platypus), 1452 nucleotides long. RefSeq names its product dermokine (gene DMKN). The coding region runs from base 175 to 1299 and encodes 374 amino acids. Gene Ontology annotation, biological process: cornified envelope assembly. The transcript has 17 exons. The record is from RefSeq and is a predicted model, not a curated record. NCBI's taxonomy places the organism in Eukaryota, Metazoa, Chordata, Mammalia, Monotremata, Ornithorhynchidae.
UUCCCUAUCUGCAUCUUGGCCCUGACUCAGGCCGGCCCCCGCGGCUCCCGCGGCCCCCUCUAUAAGGCUGGGGCUGCCGGCCUGCAGGACGCUGGGCCCAGCCGAGUCGAGCCGAGAGGUGAGCAGCCAGCGAGGCCCAAGACCGAGACGACGGCCACAGGAAAGGAGUCGGAGAUGAAGGCGCCGCGGCCCCUGCCCCUGGCCCGGGCCCGACCACCCCUCCUCCUCCUCGUCGUCUUCCUCCUCGCCCUCCUGCUCGGGGCCCGGGAGGCGGGCAGCGCCGCUCUGGGCGGGCCCGAGGGACCCGGGAGUCCGGGGGGGGAGCUGGCCGGGCUCGACUCGGCCGGCCUGGGGGUGCGGGAACUGGGCAGUGCCCUGGACCGGUCCGGAUACGCGGCGGGGACCAGCCCCGCUCUGGGGGGUCCUCCCAGGCAACGCCCACCCCCCGGCCCGCGACCCCGCCGGGAGAGCAACGGAGCUUUCGCCUAUGCGGUUCCAGGCGGCGGGUGGCACAGGGGCGACUCGGAGUGCGUCAACUCUCCCGCGGUUGAGACCAGCGCUGGGGGAUCCAGACCCGCGCCCGCCUCUGUCCACAACCCAAGUCUGGGACCCGACGCUUUCUAUCGGGAGACCAGCACAGAGACCUCCGGCGGAGACAGAAUCAGAAAUCCGACACUCUCGUCCUCUUCGUCGGCCACGGCCGCCGUUCCCCUCGCUGCCACCGCCAAACCUGAGUGCGAGAAUAUGAACAACGAAAACCGUGUGGCCGCCACGCAGGGAACCGAGCCUCCUUCAUCCUUCUCAGGCCGUGGCCCCAGCGGGGGAUCUGGAACGGGCCUCCACGGAUCGGAGGCGGCAGAGUCUGGUGAAGCCCGGAGUGAAGCGGAGGUGUACAGGGGAUCCAGCCCAGUGGGGCUCCAUGCUGGCUCUCCUGGACUCUUCAACUUUGACACCUUCUGGAAGAACUUCAAGUCCAAGCUCAACUUCAUCAACUGGGAUGCCAUCAGCAAGCGACCAAACGCCCCCACCAGCACCAGGACCAUGCUCUACUUCAGCCGCCUGUGGGAGGAUUUCAAGCACAAAACUCCUUUCUUCAAUUGGAAAAUCAUCUCAGAGGACGUCGAUCCUCUAGACCUGCAAAAACGGUCCGUCACGGCGGUCUCCGGCCUGCAGCCGGCGGCCCGCAUCGCCUCCACAGGGCAACAGCCCUACCCGACCCCCUUCGAGGCCGGGUCAGGUGCAACUUCCGCGGCGACCCGGGCGGAGCCGGGCUUGCUGCGGUGGGUGAGGGUUUGGUAGGUGAGUGAGGGAGUGAGUGAGCCUGGAAGCGAACUACCGGGCCCCACCCCCCGAAAAUGGGGAGGGAGGGGCCGGGGGGAGGGCAGGCUUCGUCCCAAAGGGCAGGCGGAGGGACGCGGGGGCGACCGGCACGUGGCUGGGGAAACUGGGCCA